This is a messenger RNA of Sorex fumeus (smoky shrew), 972 nucleotides long. It is a transcript of the gene TAGLN, whose product is annotated as transgelin. NCBI's taxonomy places the organism in Eukaryota, Metazoa, Chordata, Mammalia, Eulipotyphla, Soricidae. The transcript is spliced from 4 exons. Bases 6 to 611 code for a protein of 201 amino acids. The record is from RefSeq and is a predicted model, not a curated record. Gene Ontology annotation, molecular function: protein binding.
CCAACAUGGCCAACAAGGGCCCCUCGUAUGGCAUGAGCCGCGAAGUGCAGUCCAAGAUCGAGAAGAAGUACGACGAGGAGCUGGAGGAGCGGCUGGUGGAGUGGGUCCUUGCGCAGUGCGGCUCUGAUGUGGGCCGCCCCGACCGCGGGCGCCUGGGUUUCCAGGUCUGGCUGAAGAAUGGUGUGAUCCUGAGCAAGCUGGUCAACAGCCUGUACCCUGAUGGCGCCAAACCUGUGAAGGUGCCCGAGAACCCCCCGUCCAUGGUCUUCAAGCAGAUGGAGCAAGUGGCACAGUUCCUGAAGGCCGCGGAAGACUAUGGGGUGACCAAGACCGACAUGUUCCAGACGGUGGAUCUCUACGAAGGCAAAGACAUGGCAGCCGUGCAGAGGACUCUGAUGGCACUGGGCAGCCUGGCAGUGACCAAGAAUGACGGACACUACCGCGGGGACCCCAGCUGGUUCAUGAAGAAGGCGCAGGAGCACAAGCGCGAGUUCACAGAGAGCCAGCUGCAGGAGGGCAAGCACGUCAUCGGCCUGCAGAUGGGCAGCAACCGGGGCGCCUCGCAGGCGGGCAUGACGGGCUACGGCCGGCCACGCCAGAUCAUCAGCUAGAGCCCAGCUGGCCGCCGCGCCCGCCGCCGCCUCACCCACAACCUCCGCAGCCGAGGCCGAGCUUGAGGCUAGUCACCGGGCAAAGGUGACAACUGCACCUGGCAGCGCCGCACCCCCAAGUCCUCCCCCAGCACUGCGCCGGCUCCCCCCAGCCCCCCCACGCCCGCUGCCUCUCUCCCUCCUGGGCUCGGCAGGGACGGGCGGGGGGCCGCCUGGCCGGAGCAAGUCCACUGUCCUUGGCUGCCAAGUACCCGCUGAAGAAGACCCGACUCGACCUCCCCCCUACUAUUUUUUUGCUGGAAUUUUUUUUUGGGGGAGGGCUUGAAAUUCAAAAGAGAAAAAAAAUAUAGAUACAGUUGUU